Messenger RNA from Capsicum annuum, 2008 nucleotides. RefSeq names its product vetispiradiene synthase 1. The coding region runs from base 125 to 1795 and encodes 556 amino acids. The record is from RefSeq and is a predicted model, not a curated record. Gene Ontology annotation, molecular function: magnesium ion binding; terpene synthase activity. Gene Ontology annotation, biological process: diterpenoid biosynthetic process. The transcript has 7 exons. NCBI's taxonomy places the organism in Eukaryota, Viridiplantae, Streptophyta, Magnoliopsida, Solanales, Solanaceae.
UUCUCGUUAAUUUCGAUCAUCACUAGUUGAGUUCUCCAGCAUCAACAAACAAAACAUUAAAAAAACAAAAGAAAAGAAAUUAAUAUUCUCUACUUUUCCAUAAGCUAAGCCUAUACUAGAAAUAAUGGCUCCACCUGCUGCAGUGAUGAGCAACUAUGAAGAGGAGGAGAUUGUUCGCCCCGUUGCUGAUUUUUCUCCAAGUAUUUGGGGUGAUCGUUUCCAUUAUUUCUCAGUUGAUAAUCAGGUUGCGGAAAAGUAUGCUCAAGAGAUUGAAACAUUGAAGGAGCAAACAAGGAAUAUGUUGUCAGCUGCUUGUGGAACAGCAUUGGUUGAAAAACUGAAUCUGAUAGACAUAGUUGAGCGCCUUGGCUUGGCUUAUCAUUUUGAGAAACAAAUAGAAGACAUGUUGGAUCAAAUUUACAAAGCUGAUCCAAAGUUUGAGGCUCAUGAUUACAAUGAUUUAUGCACUUUGUCUGUUCAAUUUCGAAUCCUAAGACAGCACGGUUACAACGUCUCUCCAAAAAUCUUUAGCAGAUUCCAAGAUGCAAAUGGCAAAUUUAAGGAAUCCCUUAGCAGUGACAUCAGAGGUCUAUUGAACUUAUACGAAGCUUCUCAUGUAAGGACUCACGGAGAGGAUAUUUUGGAAGCGGCACUUGUUUUCUCCACUGCUCAUCUUGAGUCUGCAGCUCCACAUUUGAAGUCACCUCUGAGUAAGCAAGUCACACAUGCACUUGAGCAAUCGCUCCAUAAGAGCAUCCCAAGAGUUGAGACGCGCUACUUCAUCUCUAUCUACGAAGAGGAGGAAUUUAAGAGUGAUGUGCUGCUUCGAUUUGCCAAACUGGACUUUAACUUACUUCAGAUGUUGCACAAACAAGAACUUAGCGAAGUAUCAAGGUGGUGGAAAGAUUUGGAUUUUGUGACAACACUUCCAUAUGCUAGGGAUAGAGCAGUCGAAUGCUACUUUUGGACAGUGGGGGUGUAUGCUGAACCUCAAUACUCUCAAGCUCGUGUCAUGCUUGCUAAGACUAUAGCAAUGAUCUCAAUAGUAGAUGACACUUUCGAUGCUUAUGGCAUUGUAAAAGAACUUGAUGUCUACACCGAUGCCAUACAGAGGUGGGAUAUUAGCCAAAUUGAUCGGCUUCCAGAUUACAUGAAAAUCAGUUACAAAGCACUUUUGGAUCUCUACAACGAUUAUGAAAUGGAGUUGUCAAAGGAUGGAAGAUCCGAUGUUGUUCACUGCGCUAAAGAAAGAAUGAAAGAAAUAGUGAGAAACUACUUUGUGGAAGCAAAAUGGUUCAUUGAAGGAUAUAUGCCGCCUGUUUCUGAGUAUCUCAGCAAUGCAUUAGCUACUAGCACCUAUUACUUGCUUACAACUACAUCCUACUUGGGCAUGAAGUGUGCUACCAAGGAAGAUUUUGACUGGUUGGCCAACAACCCUAAAAUUCUUGAAGCCAAUGUGACCUUAUGUCGAGUCAUUGAUGACAUAGCCACAUAUGAGGUUGAGAAGGGUAGAGGUCAGGUUGCCACUGGCAUUGAGUGUUACAUGAGGGAUUAUGGUGUAUCAACAGAAGUAGCAAUGGAAAAAUUUCAAGAAAUGGCUGAGACAGCAUGGAAGGAUGUAAAUGAAGGAAUUCUUCGACCAACUCCCGUCUCUACCGAAAUCCUUACUCGAAUUCUCAAUCUUGCUCGUAUUAUAGACGUCACUUACAAGCACAAUCAAGACGGAUACACUCAUCCGGAGAAGGUCCUAAAACCUCACAUUAUAGCCUUGUUGGUUGACUCUAUUGAAAUUUAAAUCAUCAAAAUUGUACGUUGUGCUCACAAUUCACCUAGGAGCACUUGGUUCUUGACCCCUUAAAUAAUUUAUUUGUGGAUAUCUUGUCGAUACCUCCGAGCUUCUGGCGAUGCAUAUAUUGUUAUCGUGCAGUGAAGUUACCUUCUUAACUUUUUAUUAUUUGUAUCAUCAUUCACAUUUGAAGUUAUAAAUUAAUUUGUUUUAUAAUCUGUA